This is a messenger RNA of Enhydra lutris kenyoni (northern sea otter), 1975 nucleotides long. RefSeq names its product tRNA splicing endonuclease subunit 34. Bases 84 to 1124 code for a protein of 346 amino acids. Gene Ontology annotation, cellular component: tRNA-intron endonuclease complex. Gene Ontology annotation, biological process: tRNA-type intron splice site recognition and cleavage; tRNA splicing, via endonucleolytic cleavage and ligation. The transcript has 6 exons. NCBI's taxonomy places the organism in Eukaryota, Metazoa, Chordata, Mammalia, Carnivora, Mustelidae. The record is from RefSeq and is a predicted model, not a curated record. Gene Ontology annotation, molecular function: nucleic acid binding; tRNA-intron lyase activity.
CGGGAGUGAGAGCUGGUGUUUACGAGGUGACUGGUUCUGUCGGAGGACGGUGCGGCAUUCUGAGGAGAACGCUCGCGAAGAGGAUGCUGGUGGUGGAGGUCGCGAACGGCCGCUCCCUGGUAUGGGGGGCCGAGGCGGUGCAGGCACUGCGGGAGCGUCUGGGAGUGGGGGGCCGCACGGUGGGCGCCCUGCCCCGCGGGCCCCGCCAGAACUCGCGCCUGGGCCUCCCGCUGCUGCUGAUGCCCGAAGAGGCGCGGCUUCUGGCGGAGAUCGGCGCCGUGACCCUGGUCAGCGCCCCGCGCCCGGAUCCGCGCCAACACAGCCUGGCUCUGGCAUCCUUCAAACGCCAGCAAGAGCAGGGCUUCCAGGAGCAAAGCGCCCUGGCAGCUGAGGCCCGCGAGAUUCGUCGUCAGGAGCUCCUAGAGAAGAUUGCGGAGGGCCAGGCUGCGAAGAAGCAGAAGCUGGAACAGGAGUCAGGGGUCAGCGAGAGCCAGGGGGCCGGUGCGAACCCGGCUGCCGCGGAGAGUGAGGCCAGCGCUAGCCAGGCUCCUGCGGAGCCCGAGGAAGCAGGUUCCUCUUCUCCCCAGCCAGGGCCUUCAGAUGAGGUGGCCCCUUUGCCCAGGUCCGCCCUGCUGGUCCAGCUGGCCACUGCUAGGCCUCGGCCCAUCAAGGCGAGGCCCCUGGAUUGGCGUGUCCAGUCCAAAGACUGGCCUCAUGCUGGCCGUCCUGCCCAUGAGCUCCGCUACAGCAUCUACAGAGACCUGUGGGAGCGAGGCUUCUUCCUCAGUGCUGCUGGCAAGUUCGGGGGUGACUUCCUGGUCUAUCCUGGUGACCCACUUCGUUUCCAUGCCCACUACAUUGCUCAGUGCUGGGCUCCGGGGGACCCCAUUCCACUGCAGGACCUGGUUUCUGCUGGCCGCCUGGGAACCAGCGUCAGAAAGACGCUGCUGCUCUGUUCUCCUCAGCCUGAUGGGCUUAGGUCUCAAGAGGGCUCAGUAAACGUGUUGAAUAAAUGUGGAGUCUGUGAUUUGAAUCCGGGUGACAGUCCUGGGAAGUGUGGGUGUUUGCAUUUGCUUAUAUGGAUGAGGGAAAGGCCCGGAGGAGGUCACGCCUCUAGGAGGUAGCCCGCUGGGCUGGGAGUUAAAACCUGGUCUUUCUGAGUCCAAGGUCUGCACUCUCCCCCCCACACUAAACUUUCUUUUGAGAAGAUCUUCACGAAGCGUUUCAGGUGCACACAAAGGCAUAAAUCAAAGUAACACGUGAAGAGAAGAAGGACAUGAGUGUUGCACUUUCCGGACAGGUUUGGGUUGGGGAGGGGAAGGUCAGGAAGGACUCGUGGGGCUGGUGGAAUGCGGGUGGGGUUCUUUUUCUUGGCCUGGGUGGUGUUUAUUCAGGUGUGUAGAAUUCUAUUUUAUACCAUACAUUUAUGAUCCGGGUCUUUUUUUCUACAUAUAUUCUAUUAAAAGCUGAAACACGUAUGAAUAAAGUACACAUUGUGAGAUGGUUCCUAUAGCUGCCUUUCUGCUUAAGAAACUACUUGAACGUUAUCAGCACCCACUUCCAGUAUUUACGUGUCUAUUUUUAAAAUGUGUACUUUCGUCCCAUGGAUUUCGUUACUGAAACACUGUCACAUGGUCAUGAUUCUGGGGCUGAAAGCAUCUCUCUCUAGUUUCCCAAUUUCUGUGGCACCUGUUCCUUCUUUCUUUCCUACCCUUUUCAGUAAACAGAUUUGUUCGAACCUCAAUUUCCUGUAAGCUUAGAUUAAUUUAAAACAGGACACCAACCCCUGCCCAGUUAACACUGUUCUUUGGGCCUCUUUGGUAACUGGCUUGUAAAUAUGUUGCCCAGGCUCUCUCUUCUUUGCAACAGAGUUCUUAACUGACUCAGUACUCAGUAUCUCUGUCUUGAGUCUUCCCUUAAAAAAUUCCUCAUUACAAAACUUGUGGAUGGGGGGUUCCUGGGUGGCUCAGUCGGU